GCACAUAACGCCUUCCUUCUUCACACCGAAAACGAAUUCCCAGGCAGCGCCUCCUUCUUCUCCGCUUUCCAAAUCCCACGCUUUCCGAACUUCUUUACCGUCCUCCUUCGAUUAGAGAGAGAGAGAUCGUGUGCGCGCGCUAAAGAUGGUGGUUGGAGACGAGAAGUUUUGAUCGCUCUUCUCCUGCCUGCCUCUGGUCCGCGCUAAAGUUUGUUAUUUGACCUCGUCCUCGGAGACAUCUGAGGCGCUUUUGUGUGGGUGUUGGAGCUGGGCGUUCUGGUUCUCGGCGGAUCGAAAGAAGAAUUAGGAUGGACGAGAGCAAAGUUUUGCACUUGGGGAUGCUGCGGGCAGUGCUCGCCAUCCUGCAAUGGUGGGGCUUCAACGUUUCUGUGAUCAUCAUGAAUAAGUGGAUCUUUCAGAAAUUGGAUUUCAAGUUUCCUCUAACCGUAUCAUGCAUUCAUUUUGUAUGCUCUACUGUUGGAGCAUUUGUUGCAAUCAAAUUUCUUAAAAUUAAACCACUUAUCGAGGUAAAAUAUCAAGAUCGUUGGAGGAGAAUAUUCCCAAUGUCCUUUGUGUUUUGUAUCAACAUUGUAUUGGGAAAUGUCAGCUUGCGUUAUAUUCCUGUUUCAUUCAUGCAAACAAUAAAAUCCUUCACUCCUGCAACAACAGUGAUUCUUCAGUGGCUAGUAUGGAAGAAAAUGUUUGAAUGGCGCAUAUGGGCUUCAUUGGUGCCCAUUGUUGGGGGUAUUCUUCUAACGUCUAUAACUGAGCUUAGCUUCAAUGGUCUUGGAUUUUGUGCUGCAUUGCUUGGGUGUCUUGCCACAUCUACAAAGACAAUUCUAGCAGAAUCUCUUCUUCAUGGAUAUAAAUUUGACAGCAUAAACACUGUCUACUACAUGGCACCCUAUGCGACCAUGAUAUUAGCUAUACCAGCAAUGUUGAUCGAAGGGGCCGGAGUCAUGAACUGGAUAUACACACAUCAGUCUAUUUAUUCAUCGUUGGUCAUCAUUUUUAGCUCAGGAAUACUAGCUUUUUGCCUCAACUUCUCGAUCUUUUAUGUCAUACACUCUACCACAGCAGUUACAUUCAACGUAGCUGGCAACAUGAAAGUUGCCGUUGCGGUGUUAGUGUCAUGGCUUAUCUUCAGAAACCCCAUUUCUGCUAUGAAUGCUUUUGGAUGCGCGGUGACCUUGCUGGGGUGCACAUUUUACGGGUACGUUCGACAUCGGUUGUCUCAGCAGGCCGCCAUUCCUGGAAUGCCACGAACACCGCGCACCCCUAGGGGUCGAAUGGAGAUGAUUCCCAUUGUGAAUAACAAGCAAGACAAAGCUUGAUGGAGAGAAGUUGAUGGUUGGUUCAUGGUGCUGCUUCAUUUGGUUCAUGGUGGUUGUCUGAUUCUGUUCGGGCAGGUUGACAAAUUAUACAAACACGGGUAAAAAAAAUUUAUAAUAAUUUUUAUGGAAAAUAUGUGUAAACAGAGGGAGGUCUAGACGGCCAAAUUUUACUGAAAAUAAUGAAUUAAAUACAAGCAAAUUUGAUAACAUAGCAAUUAAAAA
Molecule: messenger RNA, 1556 nt
Organism: Zingiber officinale
Lineage: Eukaryota; Viridiplantae; Streptophyta; Magnoliopsida; Zingiberales; Zingiberaceae
Product: UDP-galactose transporter 1-like
Exons: 5
Coding region: 309-1334 (341 amino acids)
Cellular component (GO): Golgi apparatus
Molecular function (GO): antiporter activity
Source: RefSeq, a predicted model, not a curated record